Lecanosticta acicola is the source of this 846-nucleotide messenger RNA. NCBI's taxonomy places the organism in Eukaryota, Fungi, Ascomycota, Dothideomycetes, Mycosphaerellales, Mycosphaerellaceae. The record is from the annotation of a GenBank genome assembly.
AUGUAUGGACCACAGCAAUUGGCGUAUGCGCCGACACCGUACAGCUACACACCAUCGAGUAACCUCACCGCGACAAUCAAUCUGGACGAAGUACUCUACUUGCACCCGUACGCCGCCGCGUGUACCUGCUGAUGAUAGCAGGAAGUCAAGCUCGCAGACACAUCCGCCGAACGAGAUCUUUACGAGUCGCUGGCCGAGAUAUACAGUAUCAUCAUCACCCUCGAUGCGUUGGAGAAGGCGUACCUGCGAGACAGCAUCGAGGAGUCGGAAUACACCGAGACGUGCGAUCGAUUGCUGCGCCAGUACAAGAGCAAUCUCGCGGAUGAAAGCGUGCAAGCAGCGUUCGGUGACGUGGAACGCUUCAAGGCCGAGUGGGAUGUGCGUGAGAUGUCACGCUCUUGCAAUGUGCACGGCUGAUAGAAAUGGCAGUUGGAAGUACCCAAGGCGACGGAGCGUCUAAAGAUUGGCCUGCCAGCAACCAUUGAGACGGUCCCGACACGUACGGCAUCGCAACGUGCGACAUCCCAAUCGCAGACACCCAGCAACGCUCCCAGCGCGGCCAAUGCCACAGCCAUCGUGUCUGCAUCGGAGAACUUCAUCACGCUGUUCGAUGCAGUGCGCAUGAACAUCCUCUCCAAGGACACGCUGCACCCGAUCCUCGUGGACACGAUCCAAGCCGUCAACAAGGUCACCGACCGGGACUUCGAGAGCAAGGGUAAGAUUGUGCAGUGGCUGAUCACGCUCAAUCAAAUGCGUGCUGCGGAGGAACUCAGUCCGGAGCAAGCACGACAGAUGAACUUUGACCUGAACGAAGCUUACGAAGGCUUCAAAGCCACACUGGAGUGA